UCUCCCAACCCUCACUUUCCUCGCUUGCUUUCAUAACUUCCAACUUCUCCACUUCACUCGACUCACGGAGAGAGAAAGAGAGCCAUGGACGACCCCUUCGUCCAAGACUACGAACCGUCGGAGCUCGAGAUCGCGGCAGAGUUCCUCAUCAAUUGGCUCCCCUUCCUCACCCGCGACCUCUGCGACGGCUGCUCCGCCGCCCUCCGGCGCCGAAUCCAAUCCCUCCACUCAGGGGAUGCGGCGGUCUCCGGCGAUGCCGAGGCCUCCGCCUCCGGCGGCGGGGAGGAUCUCGGCGCUUCGAGCACCCCCGUACCGCCGGAGUCUUCGGAUUUCUCGGAUCGAAUCCGGAUGACAGGGUGGGACUCGGAGCCGCUACCGGAGUCUCCCAAGGUGCGGAUGUCGUGGGCGGACAUGGCGCAGGAGGACGAGCUGGAGGAGGAGGAAGAGGAGGCGAGGAGGAGGAGUUUGGAGGCGGGGGCGCGGGAGGAGGAAGGAGAGGUUGGGCGAGGGAAGGGGGAGGAGGAGGAGGGGAAGAAGAAGCCGGAGUUGUCGAGGGAGCAGAGGGAGCUGAUACGGUUCAGGAACGUGGGGAGGAAGAAGGAUUUCAUAUGCCUGGAAAGGGUGAAGGGGAAGAUUGUUAAUAUUCUCGACGGUCUGGAGCUGCACACUGGAGUUUUUAGCGCCGUGGAGCAGAAGAGGAUUGUGGAUUUCAUCUAUGAACUCCAAGAGAAGGGGAGGAACAAUCACUUGGGAGAGCACACAUAUUCAGAACCACGAAAAUGGAUGCGGGGCAAGGGCCGGGUGAACAUCCAAUUUGGAUGCUGUUAUAAUUAUGCUAUGGAUAAGGAUGGAAAUCUACCGGGCAUCCUUCAGAAUGUCAUUGCAGAUCCAAUACCUCAUCUUUUCAAGGUGAUCAUAAGGAGGCUCAUUCGGUGGCAUGUACUCCCAGCAACAUGCAUACCUGACAGUUGUAUCGUCAAUAUUUAUGAACCAGGAGAUUGUAUACCACCUCAUAUUGACAGCCAUGAUUUUGUUCGACCAUUCUGUACUGUGUCGUUCCUUAGUGAGUGCAAUAUACUCUUUGGAUCCAACUUAAAGGUUGCUGGAGCAGGCGAGUUUACUGGUUCAAUUGCAAUCCCCUUGCCUGUUGGGUCGGUACUUGUCUUGAAUGGUAAUGGAGCGGAUGUUGCAAAGCAUUGUGUGCCAGCAGUCCCAACAAAAAGGAUAUCCAUUACCUUCAGAAAAAUGGAUGAAAACAAGCAACCAGUUGGUUUCAAGCCUGAACCAGAUCUGCAAAACAUCCAGCCACUUCCAUAUGAUUCUGAAGCAAAGAAAUUACCUCAUCAGGACUGGAACAAACAACCUGCAGUAGAGAGUAAAAGCUUCAAGAAAGGGAAGAAAUCCAAAGGAAGGUCAGCUGGGAUGAAGCCUGAACAACAUUUGUAUGAUACCCAGCCUCAUCCUUAUGAUCCUAGCAUGUCAACGAAGAGAUCCCCACUCCGAGAUAUGUACGAGCAGCCUGCAAUGGCUAGUAAUGCAUCAGAGAGAAGAAAAAACUUUGUUGGGAGAUCAACUGAGUCAAAGCCAAAACCGGAUUUGCAAGAUAUGCAAUUACAUCAAGAUGAUGCUGAUGAUCUCACAAACAAGUCAGUGCAACGAGGUCGACAUGAGGAAGAGCAUGAUAACCUGGAGAGUAGCAAGGAUUAUGGUGGGAGGAGAGUGCGAAUGGAGCAGAGGAGGAUCAUUAUAAGCCGCAACAUGGAGGGAGAAGAGGAAACACUACCAUUAGGUGGUCAGACUUCAGAGCCAACCCGUCUUUCUCGGGCUCAUUUGGGAUCCCCGAAUAAUGGACGAAGAAGGGUCAGGGUAAGCUUGUCCAAUGAUCAGUGGUGUUAAGUCACCAGAAUUUUCCUUAUUAGAUUUGGUUUGAAUUGUGAUGACUUGGUUUGUGGUAGUUCCUUUGCACAUUGCUAAGGUUUGACAUUAGCUCAUAUGUUCGACAUGAAUAUUCCCCAUCAUUGAUGUAAUUUAUGUUAUGUCAAAAUGUGUUAUUUUAUACAUUAAAAAAAUGCUUUACUGUAAAUCACAAAGCUUUAGCUUGCUCAUUUGCCAA
Molecule: messenger RNA, 2113 nt
Organism: Elaeis guineensis (African oil palm)
Lineage: Eukaryota; Viridiplantae; Streptophyta; Magnoliopsida; Arecales; Arecaceae
Product: RNA demethylase ALKBH9B
Biological process (GO): mRNA catabolic process
Molecular function (GO): mRNA binding; demethylase activity
Source: RefSeq, a predicted model, not a curated record